CUUCUCUUAAAUUUCAUCUCUUUCUAAAACUCAUAAUCUUUCUCUAUCUAUCCACACCUUUCACUCAUUCUCUUCUUUUUUCUUUCUUUGAAGCAUGUUUGUUUCUUCAACCAAAUUUUCUUUUCUUUAGUUAACCACAAAUCAAGAACAUUUCAAAUCUUUUAUUUUCUUCAAGUGGGAAAAACAAAAGAUUAUUCAAGAUUCAAGACUUGCACUUAAUCUUUAGUUUUGUUGGUACCGAGUUGAAGUGAAUUAGAUAAAAAUGCCCUUAGAAGGGGUUAUAAUUGAACCCUCUUCAACCCCAGUUCCUGAUCUUUCUUUACAAAUUAGUCCUCCUAAUACUACUUUUCUUUGCAUCAAUAGUACUGCUACAACUAAAGCUUCAGCUGCUACAGACACAAGCUUCAGUCUCUUAACCAGACAAGAAGGUAAUAAUAAUCUUAAAUCAUCAAAAACCAUGAGAUUAGAUUCUCAAGCUUACACUGAGCUAUCUCUAGCUCACCCAGCACCAACAAUAAAUGUUCUUGAUGAUGAAACAAGAAUCAGAAGGAAUUUCUCAGCUUCUUCUUCAACACAGCACAGUAACAACCCUUAUCACCAAAAUCUUCAUAACCAUAACCAUCAUCAUCGUCACUUAAAUCAUAUAAACCAUGGAGUAUCUUUGCUUGAUGUAUCAGACGGUUUAAGGCCAAUAAAAGGAAUUCCAGUGUAUCACAACCGUUCGUUUCCUUUUAUGCCAUCAUCAGAACAACAGCAUCAUCAUCAACAGUCAUCAAGAGAGAAUAUUUUGAAUACUAAUAAUAAUACUAACAAUCAUAUUAAAGAUCCGAAGAUGUGUUUUUACCAAAUGCCUCAUCCCGGUUCUUCUUCUUCUUCUCCGUAUUAUAUUGGAGAUCCAAUGGCUAUGCUUAACUCAUCAGGAGUACUCUCAAAUAAUCAUCACCACCAUCAUCAGUCUGUUCCGACGUAUAACCGGCUAGCCGCGACAGCGAGGUUUAACGGGCUGUCAAUGGAUGCUUUUAAAACACACCACCAUCACCACGGCCACCAGUAUGGAGUCGGAUCCGCCGGAGAAGCGUCCCAUGGUUUGAUUAGAUCAAGAUUUUUGCCUAAAUUACCUACAAAAAGAAGCAUGAGAGCACCGAGAAUGAGAUGGACUAGCACUCUUCAUGCUCGAUUUGUUCAUGCCGUUGAGCUUCUUGGUGGCCAUGAAAGAGCUACACCAAAGUCAGUUCUUGAGCUUAUGGAUGUUAAAGAUCUUACAUUAGCUCAUGUGAAGAGCCAUUUACAGAUGUAUAGAACUGUUAAGACGACUGACAAACCUGCAGCCUCUUCAGGUCAAUCAGAUGGAUCUGGGGAAGAAGACAUUUCCACCAUGGGUAGCGGAAAUGACCGUAACGGCGGCGGUUUACGGAGAUUUUCCGAUCAAAGAGGAAGUUUAGAAGGGUCAGUGCAACAAGAAAUGGAUUACCCUUGUACUGCUACUACACUUUGGAGUAAUUCUUCAAGUAGAGAAGCUUGGCUACAAACAAACUCCAAUGACACGGAUGGGAUCAGAGAAGCAACAUUUCAAUCACAACAAAGAUCUGGAAAUCCAAUUCAGGAAAGCAAUUCAAAUGGGCAAAAAAGGUACAUAGGGAGUAGUAUGGAUUGCAAGAAUCCAAGCUUGGAGUUCACAUUAGGCAGACCAGACUGGCAAGGAAAUGAACAUUAACUCAUAUCAUAAUUUUACUAUAAUCUUAAUUUGUUGUCUAAGUUCUUUUAAUUGAAAUUUAAUUACAAAUUUCAAAAAAUCAGUCUUGACCAUCAAUGAGAAGAUAUAUAUAGAUGUGUCAAAGGUUGUUGCCAAGGAGGAAUUUGGGUUUUUUAUGUUUUUUUUUAUUGAAAACAUAUAAUUAUCUCAAAGGUUUUGUGAGUGGGGUGGGUGACUAGCUAAUGUUGCAGAUUUCAUGAGAGUUUGUAAAUUUAGGAAAUUGAGCUAAUUAAAUCUUCACUUGGUUUGUUGAAGAUUAUGGUUAUUUGUCAACUCCAGCUUCUAUAAUGGAGAAUGUCGCAUAAA
Mercurialis annua (annual mercury) is the source of this 2059-nucleotide messenger RNA. Its product is annotated as transcription repressor KAN1. Lineage: Eukaryota; Viridiplantae; Streptophyta; Magnoliopsida; Malpighiales; Euphorbiaceae. The record is from RefSeq and is a predicted model, not a curated record. Gene Ontology annotation, cellular component: nucleus. Gene Ontology annotation, biological process: regulation of DNA-templated transcription; abaxial cell fate specification. Bases 263 to 1714 code for a protein of 483 amino acids. The transcript is spliced from 6 exons. Gene Ontology annotation, molecular function: transcription cis-regulatory region binding.